Messenger RNA from Toxotes jaculatrix (banded archerfish), 2065 nucleotides. Its product is annotated as cytochrome c. Gene Ontology annotation, molecular function: heme binding; electron transfer activity. Gene Ontology annotation, cellular component: mitochondrial intermembrane space. NCBI's taxonomy places the organism in Eukaryota, Metazoa, Chordata, Actinopteri, Toxotidae. Bases 117 to 431 code for a protein of 104 amino acids. The transcript has 3 exons. The record is from RefSeq and is a predicted model, not a curated record. Gene Ontology annotation, biological process: mitochondrial electron transport, cytochrome c to oxygen; mitochondrial electron transport, ubiquinol to cytochrome c.
UCUAAAUCCGAGUGACCUUCUUUACGACCGCCAGAAACCGCUAACCGGCUGAGAGAAGCAGCUUGUUCCUGAUCCGGAGUGAUUUUAAACCGACACGUUUUAAUCAAAAGCUAACUAUGGGAGACGUUGGCAAGGGAAAGAAGGUUUUCGUCCAGAAGUGUGCUCAGUGCCACACAGUAGAGGAGGGGGGCAAGCACAAGGUGGGCCCCAACCUCUGGGGUCUGUUCGGACGCAAGACUGGGCAGGCAGAGGGAUACUCUUACACAGAGGCCAACAAGAGUAAAGGUAUCGUGUGGGGUGAGGACACCUUGAUGGAGUACCUGGAGAACCCCAAGAAGUACAUUCCUGGAACCAAAAUGAUCUUUGCUGGCAUCAAAAAGAAGGGAGAGCGUCAAGACCUCAUUGCAUACCUUAAAUCAUCAACAUCAUGAAGUAGUCAUAACACUCAGGUUAUUUAAUGUCAUUUUAUUGAAUUUUUGUUCAUUUUUAGGCUUGCACAUGCUACAUAUAUGGUUUUAUGUUUAGUCAUUUGUUAAUAUAUGUUAGAAAAGUGGCACUUCUUGUGAACCAGUGAGUUCACAGCAGCUGUUACUUCCUUAUUGAGGACAGGGUGUGAUCAAUCCUUCAAGUGGCCAAACAUAAAACUACAGUCCUUUCUUUUUGCCCCCUCCCUGUCAUUCUGUGAAUUGGUACUUACUAAAAAAAUUAAUCACAUUUAAAAUUGCUUGAUGUGAUAGGUUGCCUGACCUGUCAUUCAUUAUGUUUACCAUGACAACACGUGUCUGGUACUUUCUGCUAGCAGAGCCAUCCACCACCAACCUCAUUUUUAAAACUAUAACUCAAAUCAUCAAAUGUCAGAGUGAUGCAGGGUGGAAGUUUUGGGAUGUUUUGGUAGUUAAUUGGUGCUGACUCUCAUUCUGCUCCCAGCUUUCAUGCCAAGUGGAGUUUCUGAUCUUUGACAAGGAGUGAUACAGUGAAUUUUCUGCAUUUCCUUUUGUCUGUUGUUAAAUCUUGACCAUCAGAAGCUACCACUUAACAUGAAUGAUCUCUAGAUUCCACAGACUGAAUGUUUUGUCCUCUACAGCUUUUGGACAAUUCCUCCUGUUGUGUUCUAGGACUCCUGACAGAGCCUGAUAUCUAGGUUACUGAAGCAGCCCCUCUGAGCUCUGGUUUUUACCUCCUGCCAGUCAUCAGACUUGGUACAAGUUUUUAAAAAAUUGUGUUAAGGGUGAUGCUCUCAAUUUGCUUCCUUGCAGCUGAGAAGUAUGGGGUAUAAAUGUUUUUGCCUUCAAAACCACCUCCACGCUGAGAUCCCUACAGUCACCAUGUCUAACUAUGCUGUGGAGAUACUGUAUUAUAUAGAAAAACUAUAAAGGGCACCAACUGGAGUGAAGGAAGAUUUUGUUACUUACCUGGUUUCACAGGCCUGAAAGAAUGUUGUUUUAAUUUAUUUUACUGUAACCUGACAGAAUGGAUCAGAAGUAUUGAAGGGGUUGCUUGCUGUCAGUGUAUACACAGCAUUCUACUGUAUGUGCACAUAAACAAUAUUAUCAUGUGGUAGUGGACAGGAUGGUUGGAGGAUCAAUUAAAACGUCCAGAAAUGUAAACGUGACUGGUUGUGUUUUCGUUUGUUUCUUAGUAUCCACUCUAAACGGUAACAUUCAUAAACUGACAAUUACAAGAACUUAAAAGUAGUGUUUCUUUUUUCUCCAGUCAAAAACAGACUAUGAUUAUUUCUCUCCAGCUGUUAACAGAUGUUUGACACCAAAGUCUGAACAUUGUUUGACUUAAACUACAAAAAAAAACAAAAAAAAACAAAUGUAGUUUAACUGCUGUUGUGUAUUUUAUUGUUCUGGUAAAGAAGAAGCACAACUGACUAAAUUCCACACAUAAAGAGUAGUGAAGUAUUUAUCUUUCAAAAGCAUGCACAGGCAGGUUUUACUAUUAUCUCUGCAGUUGUGUGGAUGUUUAACAGAUUUACUGAAGAGGAGAUAGGCUCCAAAGAUGUUUUUUUUUUAGAGUGGUUCAGAGUAUGUAGGUGUCUCGAUUAAAGAACAUGCCAGAC